Lobosporangium transversale is the source of this 1151-nucleotide messenger RNA. Its product is annotated as Brix domain-domain-containing protein. The transcript is spliced from 4 exons. Gene Ontology annotation, biological process: maturation of LSU-rRNA from tricistronic rRNA transcript (SSU-rRNA, 5.8S rRNA, LSU-rRNA); ribosomal large subunit assembly. The record is from RefSeq and is a predicted model, not a curated record. NCBI's taxonomy places the organism in Eukaryota, Fungi, Mortierellomycota, Mortierellomycetes, Mortierellales, Mortierellaceae. Gene Ontology annotation, cellular component: nucleolus. Bases 54 to 998 code for a protein of 314 amino acids. Gene Ontology annotation, molecular function: rRNA binding.
CAUCAUCAAUAAGCCAAUACCCUCCUAUACUUUACACUCAUUAACAUAAAACCAUGUUGCGAACAAUCACGCCAAGGAACGCUCGUGUGAAGCGAGUGCUAAAGAACAGAGAGGCCAAGACUGAAGAAAACAUCAAAACCGCUAUUUUUGUCCGCGGAAGUCAAACUAGUCAAAUUGUCAAUAAUGCUCUUGCCGACCUUUACAUGCUCAAGAAGCCCCAUGCCAUUAACUUCACAAAGAAAAAUGAGAUUCACCCUUUUGAAGAUCAAUCCAACCUACAAUUCUUUUCGCAAAAGAACGAUGCUUCACUUUUCGUCGUUGGAACACACUCAAAGAAGCGCCCCCAUACCCUUACUUUCGCCCGCAUGUUUGAUCAUCAGCUUUUAGAUAUGAUCGAAGUCUCUAUUCAACAUGGAAUCCCAAUGAAGGACAUCAAGACUCCAAAGAGCGCCAUUGGAAUGAAGCCCUGCUUCUUGUUCAACGGAGACGUUUGGGAACAGAAUCCUCACUAUAUUAUGUUCAAGUCAAUGCUUCUGGAUUUCUAUCACGGACAAACGGUUGAUAAAGUGGCACUAGCAGGGUUGGAAUAUGUUAUUUCGGUCACAGCGGGGCCGUUGACUUCAGAGGGCAAACCUGGAAAGAUUUACUUGCGUACAUACACAAUCCAAUUGAAGCGCUCAGGAGUGAAGCUACCUCGUAUUGAGCUUGUAGAGAUGGGGCCAAGUUUGGACAUGACAUUUGGUCGCAUUAUGGAAGCUAAGCCCGAUGUCUGGAAACAGUCUAUGAGGGUACCUAAGGAGCUCAAGCCCAAGAAGAAGAAGAAUGUCAGCAAAGAUGAAAUGGGUGACACUAUUGGUCGUAUUCACUUGGGUAGGCAAGACUUUGACAAGAUUCAGACCCGCAAGAUGAAGGGACUGAAGAAGAGAACAUCAGAGGACAAAGAUGAGGGCUCAUCGGAUAAGAAGCAACGUGUCGAUGAUAGCGAUGAUGACGAGUAAAGUAAAGGGAGUUAGAAAAACUAAGGGAGACGCCAAUGAAACGGACGUGUUAUAUUGUAGUCAAUGUCAGCAUUUUUCAUUAUCUUUUUAUUUUUUUUUAUUUUUUUUUGCCUAUUUGCAUGUAAUAAAACCUAUAUAUAUCAUUAUUCCUAG